Molecule: messenger RNA, 435 nt
Organism: Rhizophagus irregularis DAOM 181602=DAOM 197198
Lineage: Eukaryota; Fungi; Glomeromycota; Glomeromycetes; Glomerales; Glomeraceae
Source: RefSeq, a predicted model, not a curated record
AUGGACCAACCAUCUUUAGUUUUAAUUGGUAAAAAACGCAUUUGGAAAUUUUUGAGAGGAGCGUAUAACUUUAAUAAAAUAUCUAACAAACAAAAAACAAAGAAAGUAAUAGAAGAUAUGUGGAUAUUUUGUUACAAUCAGUUCAGACUAAAGAUAUGGAAUCAAAGAUGCGAGAUAGUAUCAGAAAUAGAAAAAGAUCAAGGAUUAACGAAAAAAGAUCUACGGUUGAAAAGAAAAGCAUAUGAUGUUAUUGAUGAUGUGGACGCGACUAGAAAAAUGAACGAAAAUGGAAAAACAAAUAAAAAUGAUAAAAACAUACAAAAAAAAUUAAUUAAAAAAAUUAAAUUAGUAAUGAAAGAUCGUUUGAUAGGUAAGAUCACGGAAGAAGACUCGAUUAAAAAUAAUUGGUAUACAAUGACGAAAUUAGCUCAAUAA